Messenger RNA from Aspergillus japonicus CBS 114.51, 1770 nucleotides. RefSeq names its product CocE/NonD family hydrolase. The transcript has a single exon. Bases 1 to 1770 code for a protein of 589 amino acids. Gene Ontology annotation, molecular function: dipeptidyl-peptidase activity. Lineage: Eukaryota; Fungi; Ascomycota; Eurotiomycetes; Eurotiales; Aspergillaceae. The record is from RefSeq and is a predicted model, not a curated record.
AUGCCUCCGCCCGUGCAGCUCGCGACGAUGAAAAUCCGCCCCCCGACCGUCGGGCACAACGGGUACCAGGGCUUCCACCCCCGGACCGAAAUCCUGCCCAAGGGCUGGAACGGCUUCAGCGCGCGGGCCCUGAGCGAAGACCUCGUGGUGCAACACGACGUGGGCAUCCGCGUCCGCGACGGCUGCACCCUCUACUGCGACAUCUACCGCCCGGUGCGCGACGCCGGCGACCAAGUCCCCGCCAUCGUCGCCUGGAGCCCGUUCGGCAAGAAGCACAACGGGAUCAGCAUGAUGCAGAAGGUCCGCUGGGGCUGCGGCGUGCCCGCGGGGUGUCUCAGCGGACUGGAGCGGUUCGAAGGGCCCGAUCCGGCCGAGUACUGUCCGCGCGGGUUCGCGGUGGUGAACGUGGACUCGCGCGGCGCCGGGGAUUCGGAGGGGUCGAUGGUGAUCAUGGGGGCCCAGGAAGGCGAGGACGGACACGACGUGAUCGAGGCGCUGGCGAAGAUGCCCUGGUGUAACGGCCGCGUCGGGUUGGCGGGGAACUCCCACCUGGGCAUCGUGCAGUGGUUUAUCGCGGCCACGCGGCCCCCGUCCCUCAAGGCGAUCGCGCCCUGGGAGGCGUGCGCCGACCUGUACCGCGAGCAGUUCGUGCGCGGCGGCGCCUGGGACAACGGCCUCUUCGACCUGAUCACCCGCGAGUCCAUCCGCGGCCACCACGGGCUCGAGGACUUCCGGGAGAUGUACCGUCGCUCGCCGACCAUGAACCCCUACUGGGCCGACAAACGCGCCGAGAUCAGCAAGAUCCGCAUCCCCACCUACGUGGUGGCCUCGUACUCGAGCUUCGUGCACACGAUGGGCUCCGUGCGCGGCUGGACGGAGGUCGACUCGCCGCACAAGUGGCUGCGCUGGGACCCCUACCAGGAGUGGUACGAUCUGUGGGCGGUGCAGGAGUCGCGCGACGAGCUGGCCGCGUUUUUCACCCGGUAUCUGAAAGACGAGGAGAACGGGUGGGAGGAGACGCCCCGGGUGCGCAUGAGCGCGCUGCGGUUUGGGAAUAAGGAGCCGGUGUAUCCCAUCGUCGAGGAGGACUUUCCAUUGCCGCGGACCGAGUACAAAGAGCUCUUCCUCGGUUCGGGGGGGCGUUUGGCGAUCUCGCCGACGCAGGAGGAGAGCGUGGUGGUUUACAACGCGGAGAAGAGCGGAGCGGGUCCGGUCGAUUAUGUCGGGUUUGUGCAUACUUUUGCUGAGAAGACGCGUCUGAUGGGGCUGCCCAAAGCCGUGCUCUACAUGUCCUGCGAUGAUCUCGACGACAUGGUCGUGUACGUGCUGAUCCGCAAACUGGACAAGCACGGCCGCGAGAUGAUCAACGUCAACAUUCCGCUCUCCGCCGCGCCCUAUCCCACCGUGGAGGCGAUCCCCCGUGACGAGUACAGCAACCUGACCAUCUACUACGGCCCCACGGGGGUUCUUCGCGCCUCGCACCGCGCCAUCGAUCGCACGCGCUCGCUGCACCCCCAGUACCCGUUCCACCCACACAGUGAAGUGGACAAGAUUACUCCGGGGACGGUCGUCGAGCUGGAGAUCGGGCUGUGGGCGAUGGGCGUUGACUACGAGGCCGGGGAGUCACUGCGCGUGCAGGUCUCCGGGGAGAAUCCGUUGAUCCAGGAGGGCAAGUACGCCAAGGCGGAGGUGGAGGUGCGCAAUCGCGGACAGCAUCAGGUCCACUUUGGGGGGAGGUAUCCCAGUCGUGUGAUUCUUCCGUUUGUGUAG